Cyprinodon variegatus (sheepshead minnow) is the source of this 1700-nucleotide messenger RNA. It is a transcript of the gene ldlrad4, whose product is annotated as low density lipoprotein receptor class A domain containing 4. Gene Ontology annotation, molecular function: R-SMAD binding. NCBI's taxonomy places the organism in Eukaryota, Metazoa, Chordata, Actinopteri, Cyprinodontiformes, Cyprinodontidae. Bases 300 to 1184 code for a protein of 294 amino acids. Gene Ontology annotation, biological process: negative regulation of transforming growth factor beta receptor signaling pathway. The record is from RefSeq and is a predicted model, not a curated record. Gene Ontology annotation, cellular component: Golgi membrane; early endosome membrane. The transcript is spliced from 4 exons.
CUCAGCAGCGGAGGAAGGCGACGAAGAGCCAUUGCCAGAGCGCAUUAAGCGAUGGCUCUAGCCUGAGUUUUACUUCUAAUUCUCUGUCCGAGCUGCGCUGUAAAAAACAUGGCGUGAGACGAGACGUGUGACAGUAAGAGCGAAGGCUGUCGGGGGAGUUUACUCGUAGCGGCAGCCCGCGCGCUGCCGCUGCCUGGAAGUUUUUCCUCCUGUUGUUUCUCCGUCGGGGUGUCCCGACGGCGGCGGCGGAGGUGGCGGCGGCUCUCUCCCCGGAGCGGUGUCCCGAUCUGCCCAGCCCCAUGCAAAACGUAACGGCCCCUGGCGGCUCUGGCAACUCCAAUGUCACCUGCUCCUGCAACUGCACCGCUUCCCAGCCACAGGGAAUGGAGAUAUCUGAACUGGAGUUUGUUCAGAUUGUCAUCAUCAUCGUGGUGAUGACAGUGAUGGUGGUGGUGAUCAUUUGCCUCCUCAAUCACUACAAGCUAUCCACGUGGUCCUUCAUAACACGCCAGAGCCAGGCCCGCAGGCAUGACCACACCCUGCAGCAGGAUGGCUGUCUGUGGCCUGCAGACGGUGGCUCUCGACACGGUGCCUCAGAGGUGUUAUAUGCCCCCCAGGCCAGGGAUCGCUUCACUGCUCCUUCCUUCAUGCAACGGGACCGCUUCAGCCGCUUCCAGCCCACUUACCCCUACAUGCAGCAUGAGAUCGACCUGCCGCCUACCAUAUCAUUGUCAGAUGGAGAGGAACCCCCGCCGUACCAGGGCCCCUGCACACUGCAGCUCCGCGAUCCUGAACAGCAGAUGGAACUCAACAGGGAGUCAGUGAGGGCGCCGCCCAACCGGACCAUCUAUGAUAGUGACUUGAUCGACAUAGGGAACGGGGGCGGUCUGGGGGGGACUGGUGGAGGUUUAGGAGGAGGUGGCCCAAGGCCUCCCAGCAGUAACUCUGGCAUCAGUGUGACCAACUCCUGCAGUCAUGGGGGCAUGGAGGGGCCUCCACCCGCAUACACCGAGGUGAUGGGCCAUUUUCCGGGCUCGGCAUUCUUUCUACACCAGCACAGCAAUAACCAGAGAUUAGGGAGACCAGAGGGACUUGGGAGCAGGACGAUCCAGCGGCAGAGUCAAUCAGAAAGCACAAUAGUACCUGCCAAGGCAAAGGAUGGCAAACCAGAGGACCUGGUUUGAGCAAAGGGGAGGACAGUUAGGGCCAACCCCUCCGUACUUAACACUGUUCCCCAUGUUUACCCCUGAUGCCUAAGCUUUGGUCCAGCAUCGCUCCGUCGUGCUCAUGUCCUCUCUCCACACUUCCGCGCACAAACACAUCUUGACCUGAGCUACAACUAAACUAGUAUGGAGAAACCACGAGCGAAUUUCAUUUGACUUUUUAUCCAGCUAGCACCAUUUGGGAAUAGUAUUUUACCCUUCUCAUGGAGAGGGAAAAAACUGGCAUGCACAGACUGUUUUGUUUUCUGUGUGUGGACAAUGGAAGGUUGUUUUGUUGGUCUUUUGUUUAGUUUUUUUGGACCGGGAUCUGUGCACAACGUGAGAAACUGAGAACCCAGUUCAGAGAGAUAACAGAACAAGACUCACCAAUCCAAAUCUUAGUGCCAAGGCUCACAAAGAAGCAAGGAGGGCAAAUGACAUCUUCUAUUAAUAUAAACAAAAGAAAAGUUCCCUAAAAGUUGCACUAUCUUUUUUUUU